AACAUCCAACAAUGAGUUGCCCGUCAAGCUGGCCGGAUGACUCAGCAGGAACCACAUGCAACGGAAACAUCGGCAAUAAACAAGUGGGAUUCUCCUUUAUACUUGUUUUUUUCCCUUCUUUUUUCCUUCCGCCCCUCGUUAUCUUUUGAUUCCCUUCUUAUGCCUAAUUGUACAUAUUUUUCUGUAUUUCCUACUGUUUUUCCUUGUCUCUAGAUAUCCCAAUCACCAAAACAGCUCCAGUACUACAGCACAUAGACGUCUCGCAGCACGAAAAGACUCCUGAUAAGAGUCCUUGUUUGCAUUCUGUUUUAAUUAUCCAUACUCUUGAAUUGAAGCAACAUGUUCGACCUAUUCAUAAGAUUUCGCGUCACACGGCCUGCUCGCCCAGUCACAAAGUCGAGCACUAAUUCCCUAAAGAAUACCGUCGACGGGGAGCCUGUAGAACAGGCCCCGAGCAAAAAUACCUUACUCAAGAUAGAUGAAGUCCCCAAGUGGUACGACGUGAAUCCGUUUAUCAUUUCUGGCUAUCGCAAUGAGAGCAACUCCUUCCUUGGCUCUCUGGCGAGCUGGACAUAUCUGCACAACGAAACGUGCAACAUCUAUUCUCAUUUGAUCCCGGCGGUGGUUUCGGUCUUCGCUCAAAGCUUCAUGUACGAACAUGUCCGGACGCGGUACCCUAAUCUCACCAGCUUCGAUUGGUCGGUGCUCUCGCUCCAAUUGCUGACGGCGACGGUCUGCUUGGCUGUGUCGACGCUGUACCACACGCUCCUGAACCAUUCGCCCAGUGUAUCUCACCGCUGGCUGCAUUUCGACUACUUGGGUAUCAUGACUCUGAUCCUGGGCAACUUUAUCAGUGGUCUGCAUUUCGGGUUCUAUUGUGAUCCGACUCUGAAAUAUACCUACUGGAGCCUUAUAUUUACCCUGGCAUCCGCUACCACCGCACUGUUAGUCAGUCCCUGGUUCCGGGACCCAAGCUGGAGAACGUUCCGCCUUAUGAGUUUCAUCUGCACGGGAUUGUCAGCUUUCGCCCCUAUCGGCCACGGCACUCUCAUCUGGGGACCGGAGUUCCUUUCAAACAUCGGCGUGCCUUAUUAUCUACUCGAAGGUCUCCUCUUGAUUAUCGGUUGUUUCUUCUGGGAGAGGAGAGCGCCAGAGAGAUACUUUCCCGGGAAGUUUGAUAUCUGGGGCCACUCCCAUACGAUAUGGCACAUUUUCGUUACUCUGUCCAUCGGAGCGCAUAUCAUGGGCCUCAUGAGCGCCUUGGAGUAUGCCUAUAUGCGAUCUUCGUGCCGUGUCGCCCUCUCGUAGACUCAAGAUACACAAAAGGUGACGUGCAGUAUACUAGUGAGGAUGAUGAUCAGACGAAGCUAGUGUUAUAGUAUGAUAAUAAUUGCAAUCCCGUUGCCAUCUGAC
This is a messenger RNA of Paecilomyces variotii, 1413 nucleotides long. Its product is annotated as hemolysin-III related protein. Bases 340 to 1308 code for a protein of 322 amino acids. Gene Ontology annotation, cellular component: membrane. Lineage: Eukaryota; Fungi; Ascomycota; Eurotiomycetes; Eurotiales; Thermoascaceae. The record is from RefSeq and is a predicted model, not a curated record. Gene Ontology annotation, molecular function: signaling receptor activity. The transcript has 3 exons.